Molecule: messenger RNA, 701 nt
Organism: Hevea brasiliensis (rubber tree)
Lineage: Eukaryota; Viridiplantae; Streptophyta; Magnoliopsida; Malpighiales; Euphorbiaceae
Product: precursor of CEP16
Exons: 1
Coding region: 234-542 (102 amino acids)
Biological process (GO): regulation of developmental process; innate immune response
Source: RefSeq, a predicted model, not a curated record
ACAUCAAAAAUCAACAUAACUAAUAAUUCUAAAAUCUCCACAUGCCUUUGAAUUCAUAGUGCAUACCCAUGUUAGUCAAACAAUCCCCCCAAACUACCUUGAAAUCCUCUAAUGCCCACUAUAAAUACAGCCCCAUGAUCCCAUUCUUCCUUUAAUCACAGAAAAGAAAAACGAAAUUGCUAGCUAGCUUGCUAGCUAUCGAGCCAAGAAUUAGCAGCAGACCUUUCUCUAUCAUGGGCAGAGAACAAAAAUCUAUUACCCUUUUCUCUACUCUUCUUCUGGGUUCUCUCUUGUUUUCCACAAGCAUGCUCCAUGGCGCAGAAGCUAGGCUUCUGUUGAGUGGAGCUUCAAGAUUGCAUGAGGAUGUUGUUAAAGAGAUUGAAGGCGUAGUGAAAGGAUUAUCUCUUGCAGCACUGAAGAAAUCAGGGCCGAGUCCUGGUAUAGGGCAUGGGUACAAAAAUUUCCAAGCUCUUGGCGCGGCUAAGGACUCUGGUCCUAGCCCUGGUGAAGGGCACAAGUAUGUUACUGGCGAUCACCCAUGAAAAGAAUUGUGUUUUCCAAAGCCAUGGGAAAGAGAGUUCGUUAUUUCUUCUAUUGAUUUUUGUUUACAAUAUGUAUAUUAUUCAUAGUCAAUGACAUUAUUACUGUUGUAUUACCUUUUUUCUUAUAGAAAGAUUUUAAAAGGGAUAUUAAAAUUUGAA